AUGUCCUUUAAAAGUAAACCAGAAAACUGGAAAUGUGAAAGCCUGGACUAUUUAGGAUUUCAAAGAGCCCAGACAAUGAUAUUUGCCAUUGAAGAAAUAAACAUAGAUCAGACCAUUCUUCCGAACAUUACAUUGGGUUACAGACUGUAUGACAAUUGCAUGAAGUUACCAAUGGCACUUCGAGCAGCCACUACCCUAAUUGCUGGUCAAGAAGAUAUUAUAACAGAUUUCAAAUGUUGGGGUCCACCGCCAGUCCUUGCCAUUGUUGGAGAUCCAGGUUCGACACAUUCAAUUGCCAUGUCAAGAAUGUUAAGCCUAUUUCAAAUGCCUAUGGUCAGCUAUUAUGCAACAUGUCUAUGCUUGAGUGAUAAAAAAGAGUACCCCACAUUCUUUAGGACUAUACCUAGCGAUGCCUUUCAAGUCAAAGCAAUGGUCCGAAUCAUUCAGUAUUUUGGGUGGACGUGGGUUGGUGCUAUUGCAAGUGAUGAUGACUAUGGACAGUAUGCAAUUAAGAAUUUCAAUGAAGAAAUUAAGUACUUUGGUUGCAUAGCCUUCUCAGAAACUAUUCCAAAAGUAUAUGAAAAAUCGAAAAUUGCUCAAAUAGUUGAUUCUAUAAGUCAUUCCACAGCAAAAGUUAUAGUUGUGUUUUCUUCCAGAGGAGAUUUGGUUGCAUUAAUGAAAGAAGUUGUAAGACAAAACAUCACUGGUAAGCAGUGGAUUGCAAGUGAAGGAUGGAGUACAUCAACAGUUUUAGCCAGCAAAGAAAAUGCUGACUCAUUCGGUGGAACAAUAGGUAUUGCAAUUAGAAGAGGAGAGAUACCAGGCCUGAAAAACUUUCUUCUGCAGCUAAAGCCUGACCAGAAUAAUAAUAUAAUGAUAAAGUUCUGGGAAACAGUCUUUGAAUGCACCUUCCAGAAUAACAUAUCAAAUCUGAAUUUGUCCACUCCUGGGACCAGUAAAGCAUGCACUGGAUCAGAAGAUCUUAAAACCACAAAUAAUGCUUUUGUUGAUACAUCAAAUUUACGAGCAUCAUACAAUGUUCAUAAAGCAGUGUAUGCUUUAGCUCAUGCCUUACAUGAUUUGAUUUCUUGCAAAACGGGAAAUGGGCCAUUUGAAAAUCAAACAUGUGCCGAUAUAAAGAAGUUAGAGCCUUGGCAGCUGAUUCAUUACCUGAAAAAAGUGAAUUUCAUUAAUCAUUUUGGAGAUAAAGUGACAUUUGACAAAAAUGGAGAUGCACCUGCAAUUUAUGACAUAAUUAAUUGGCACAAAACAGGGGACGGAAGUGUAACAUUUAAAACAGUUGGUGUUUUUGAUGAAUCAGCCACAGCAGGAAAGGAACUUUUUCUGAGUGAUGGGGAAAUAUUUUGGAACUUUCCAUCUGGAACGGUAAAAUCAAUAUGUAGUCAAAGCUGCUAUCCUGGAACACGAAAAGCUACCAGAAAGGGACAACCAGUUUGCUGCUUUGACUGUGUACCUUGUACAGAUGGAGAAAUCAGUUUCUCUAUUGAUUCCAUAGAAUGUUUCCAGUGCACAGCUGACUUUUGGUCAAAUCAGAACAAGACGAUAUGUGUCUUGAAAGAAGUAGAAUUCCUUUCAUAUGAAGAUGCAAUGGGGAUGACUUUGGCCGUGAUUGCAUUACUUGGAGCCUGUAUAUCUCUUUUUGUGCUCGUCAUUUUUAUGCAAUACAGAAGCACUCCAAUUGUCAAAGCCAAUAAUUCAGAACUGAGUUUUCUCUUGCUUAUCUCCUUAACUUUUAGUUUUCUUUCUGCCUUGUGUUUCAUUGGGCAGCCAUCCCAUUGGACCUGUAUGUUGAGACAUGUAUUGUUAGGGACCAGUCUUGUAGUAUGCAUUUCUUGCAUCCUGGUAAAAACAAUUGUUGUGAUAAUGGCAUUUAAAGCAACAUUGCCAGGUAAUAACAUGAUGAAAUGGUUUGGAGUCGCACAACAGAGGGGCACCAUCGUUUGCUUUACACUUAUUCAAGCUUUAAUAUGUACAAUAUGGCUGAGCACAACUCCACCAUUUCCUCUUCGAAACACUAAGUAUCAGAAUGAUAAAAUUAUAUUUGAAUGCAGCAUUGGAUCACUAAUUGGAUUUGGUUGUCUUUUAGGAUACGUUGGCAUUUUAGCCUGCAUUUCUUUCCUUUUAGCUUUCCUUGCUAGACAUUUGCCAGACACCUUCAAUGAAGCGAAAUUUAUCACAUUUAGUAUGCUCAUCUUCUGUGCAGUUUGGAUAACAUUCAUACCAGCUUAUAUUAGCUCUCCAGGGAAAUACACAGUAGCUGUGGAGAUUUUUGCUAUAUUGGCAUCUAGUUUUGGCCUACUUUUUGCAAUAUUUGCUCCAAAAUGUUAUAUUAUCCUUCUUAAGCCAGAGUUAAAUACAAAGAAAGCCAUGAUGGGUAGAUGA
This is a messenger RNA of Polypterus senegalus (gray bichir), 2403 nucleotides long. RefSeq names its product extracellular calcium-sensing receptor-like. Gene Ontology annotation, biological process: G protein-coupled receptor signaling pathway. The transcript is spliced from 6 exons. Gene Ontology annotation, cellular component: membrane. Gene Ontology annotation, molecular function: G protein-coupled receptor activity. The record is from RefSeq and is a predicted model, not a curated record. Lineage: Eukaryota; Metazoa; Chordata; Cladistia; Polypteriformes; Polypteridae. The coding region runs from base 1 to 2403 and encodes 800 amino acids.